Molecule: messenger RNA, 342 nt
Organism: Suillus subaureus
Lineage: Eukaryota; Fungi; Basidiomycota; Agaricomycetes; Boletales; Suillaceae
Exons: 4
Coding region: 1-342 (113 amino acids)
Source: RefSeq, a predicted model, not a curated record
AUGCACGGUAUGGGCCAUGGCUCGCAUUGGAACCCACCCAGGAAGGAGGAGGUAUUACGCAAGGUCCUGGAGUACGAGAUAAUUCUAAAGGCUGAAGCUUGGAGAAUGGGUAAAAGGCGGUGGAAUGUGUAUCUCAACAUUCCUGAUGAGUGGGUUCUGGGAAGAGAUUACAGCGAGAGUGAACUUGAAUGUGACCCCUUAUUCAACGAUAACUCUGAUGCCACAUCUGUAGACGAGUUGUCCGACGUCGUAGCUCCUUCGCUGCCUGUUGAAGAAGAAAUUGUGCCCGUGAAACGUCGCUGUGCUUCGAAGAGGAUCCAGAGAGGGACAAAAAGAAAAUAG